AUGAAAUUUCUUUUAUUUUUCUUAGUUCUUAUUGAAGGGGUCAUAUUGAUCUCUGGUAAAAAGGAUUAUUACAGUAAAAAGGGUUCACAUAUUUACAAAAGGCCGAAUGGUAGCGUCAGUGAUCCAUAUCCAACUGUUUUCAAAGAAAAAUAUGUGGGUGGACUUAGAUUUUUGGUUUUGGGUGAUUGGGGACAGAGAGGAAAUGGUACCGGUCAACCUCAAGUAGCAGCUGCUAUGAAAACUUGGGCAGAUCGUAAUAAAACUUCUUUUGUAAUAAAUGUUGGAGACAAUUUUUAUCAAACAAGUACUACUACUGCUAAAACAGUUACUGAUCCAAUUGAUCAUGAAGGUGUAUCAAAUGAAACUGAUCACAAAUGGAAAUCCUAUUGGUUAGAUGUAUACGGAGGCAGAUUGAAAGACAUAAAAUGGUUUACCGUAGCAGGAAAUCAUGAUUGGUAUAAUAAUGUCACUGCUGAAGUUGACUAUUUCUGGGAUGUUGACUCGAGAUUCUUCUUUCCCUCACUUUAUUACGUUCGAAAAGUUAAAUUUGGUGAAGGGAUAUGCGCAGCCUUUAUUCACAUAGACACAAAUCCGUAUUAUUAUAACUAUACAAGUUAUAAUCAUACAAAUAAUUUAAAACAAACUCUUAAUGAUUCUAAUUUAUACACACCUGAACAACUUGAUGGGAGAUUAAAAUGGCUCGAAGAUCAGUUGAAAAAUGUACAGGAUACUGAUUGGAUUUUCGUUGUCGGUCAUCAUCCACUUAUUGGCGAUUGUCGAAUUAAAAAUGAUGCCUAUUAUUUAAUGUAUGAAAUUCCACCAAUCCUAACCAAGUAUAAUGUAUCAGCCUAUUUUAACGGUCAUGCACAUGAUCUUUCCUUAUCGACUGAUAAUGCAACUUCUCCUGUCACUUAUUUUGGUUCUGGUGCUGGUGGUGCUGCACUUGGUAUCGGAUGUUUAAAUCCAAAUUGGACUUCUCCUUACACUUUUGGUUUCUUAUCUGUUAAAAUCCCAUCUAAUGGAAAAACUUUAUAUUUCGAUUUUGUUGAUGCAAAUCAAACUGAUACUCCUCCUAAAGUCAUUUAUUCGGGUAAGAUAAAAUCACGUAAAGUAAAAGAUGAAAAUUGA
Molecule: messenger RNA, 1128 nt
Organism: Dentiscutata erythropus
Lineage: Eukaryota; Fungi; Glomeromycota; Glomeromycetes; Diversisporales; Gigasporaceae
Source: the annotation of a GenBank genome assembly